AUGGAUGACUCUCCACCAUACAUUGGUCAACGCCGGUCAUAUGCGGCGGCGCUUUGUACAGUUCGUUAUCAUGGGCCUCUAUCAGGUACUAAAGGCGCCUGGCUAGGGGUAGAAUGGGACGACCCAUCAAGAGGGAAGCAUGAUGGCAAGCACAACGACCAAAGAAUAUUUGACUGUUUGUCUUCGUCACCGACUGCCGCAUCCUUUGUGAGACCUAGCAGAAAGCCCGAUCCAGAGAGGACUUUGCUUGAGGCUAUCAGAUUCAAAUAUGGAAUGUCUAAGACAGACCCUCGGACAGAAUCUGCAGAAACUGAAACAACUCCGAUCGCCAUUUCGGGGAAAGUGGUCGAGGAGGUUGGCUUUGAAAAGAUCCAAAAGCAACUCUCGGUGCUUGGCGAUCUUCGAAUCGUCCUGGUAGAUGAAUUGAUAGUCUCCGGGGUUGCCAGACGAGAUGCCACGACGCAAGAAGUGGAGGACGCUCAGGAAGAACUGAGCAAAACGUGUCCCAGUCUCAUCGAGUUGGACGUGGGAUGGAAUACCAUCGAGAACUGGCAGGAUGUGGCUGACAUGAGUUUACCCUUUAAGAAGCUGAAGAUCCUCAAAGCGAGCGGCCUUCGACUCCAUAACUAUCAACGAGAACGAUUUGCGAAGAAAGAUCGAUCUUUUCAGAAUGUGGAAGAACUACAUUUGAGUGAAUGUCUCCUUAAGCCAGAGCAAGUCAUCCAAAUCCUCUCUCCAUCAGCCGCAGUCGCAUUUCCCGCUUUAAGAACCUUGCGACUUGCAAGCAAUGCUUUCGACUCUUUCACACUUGUCGCGAGGCAGGACUUUCCCACUAUUACGACGAUAGUCUUUGACAACAACAAUUUUAAAAACCUUGCAGAUUUGCUAGUCAUCUUUGCCCUCUUCCCGAAUACCAGUUCUUUGUCAUUCCAAGGGAAUUCAAUAUUUCAAAUCGGGCUCAAUACAGUCGCUGGCGGCAAACUACCGGUGUUCGAGAAGCUUGAAAGCUUGAAUCUCACAGGAAACCAUGUCCAAAAUUACAACUUUAUCAACACUCUGCCGACAAUAUUUCCCAACCUCAAGUCCCUUCGCAUAUCACGAAACCCUCUGUACGAGACUGUGGCAGAGCAAGACCCACAGAAGCAACAUCUAGAUAGUGGCAAACAAGCCCAACCACAGCGAGGGCCCCAAUCGGCUGGCGCCCAGUCCGACUCGAUAUCCUAUUAUCUCACGCUGGCCAGAAUCCCGAAAUUAGAGUCCCUGAACCACACGACGAUAACCACCCGUGAAAGAGAAGAAGGCGAAAUUUAUUACCUGUCUACCGUCGAGAAGGAGAUUUCUGCAUCGCUAGAUACUUCCAGUGAGUAUGACGAAGGGUCAGAUAUUCGCCCGUCCAAUGGAGCUUCUUCCACAAUAGGCAAGCUGGUCGACUCCAUUCGGCUCCGACAUCCUCUCUACGCCAAUCUUUGCAUCAAAUAUGACAGGGAUGAUCUACUCGACCGCGCCAUACGACUUUCACAAGCCAAUGAGACAGCUGAAGCGACCGACCCAGGAGCGGAAAUAAGUGGCGGUGUCAAGACCAAGAUUCAGACAUACGCACCGGGAACGCUUGGCGCGAGGCUCGUCGACGCCUUCUUCUACGUCCCGCCCACGAAAACAGGCAGCUCUUCAGGAGAUGAAAGUUCAACUCCAACAUUACACUUCAACCGCGCCCUUCCCACCACGAUCUCAGUCUAUCGCUUAAAGUCGCUCGUGGCCAGAGCCUUCUCCCUUCCCCCACUGCAGUUCAAACUAGUCUACGAGUCUCACGAGUACGAUCCGGUAGAGCCAAUAUCUCGGAACACGGGUGCCAACAACGACGUUGCCGGAGGUAAAGGCCAACGCGACGACAAGCAGGAGUGGGAUGCCUGGGGUGACUGGGAUGUCGAUUCGAGCGAGCCUGCUUCUAGUAGCGAUGGCGGGGAAGACGUUGCAGUAGAAGUAGCCGCAAUGGAUUCAGUCUCGGAGGAUGCUGGAGGACCUAGCCAGCAGCCAUUGUAUGUCGUUAGAGAUGGGCAGAGGUUCAAAAAACGUGAGGCGGAGAUCCUCGAUGGGAUGCGGCCGUGGGGGGAUUUCUUGGAUUUGGAUGGAAGUCCUUGGAGUGCUUUGGGCACGGCAGCGGGAGGAACAGGGAAAUAUCUGAGGGGGGUGAGAGUACGUGUGGAGCCAUCUACGAAACAGUAA
Messenger RNA from Exophiala bonariae, 2223 nucleotides. RefSeq lists its product as uncharacterized. Gene Ontology annotation, cellular component: cytoplasm. The record is from RefSeq and is a predicted model, not a curated record. Gene Ontology annotation, molecular function: alpha-tubulin binding. The transcript has a single exon. NCBI's taxonomy places the organism in Eukaryota, Fungi, Ascomycota, Eurotiomycetes, Chaetothyriales, Herpotrichiellaceae. The coding region runs from base 1 to 2223 and encodes 740 amino acids. Gene Ontology annotation, biological process: microtubule cytoskeleton organization; tubulin complex assembly; post-chaperonin tubulin folding pathway.